AUGUAUCUUCUUGGUGCACCAAGAUUCAAAAUAGUGACAGCCCACAAACCCAUUGUACCCAUGUUUAACAAGCCAACAGCCAAGCUACCACCAAGAAUAGAGAAAUGGGUAAUGGACAUGCAAGACGUGGACUAUGAACUAGUAUAUGAACCAGGCAAAGAUGAAGCAGAUCCACUUGACUUUCUGUCUAGACAUCCAUUGCCAGAAACAGGAUCCGACAAGACAGAAAAGAUGAUCAAGCAAAUUGUCAUGGAUGAACAUGCAGUUGUCCUUGACAAGGUCAAAGAUGAAACUACACAAGACCCACAACUGAGCAAACUCAAACAGAGGAUCACCAGAGAUGACUGGGAAGCAUUCAGGAAAGAUGAUGACAUCAAGCCAUUCUAUCCUAUUAGACAUGAGCUAUACAUCGCUGAGGGUAUGAUCUUCAGACUGAAUACGAUUGUCAUACCAGCCACCCUGCAAAGAAAAGUGAUCAAAGCUGCUCACAAGAUGGGACAUCUGGGCAUGAGAGAGAAAUAUUGGUUCCCAAAGAUGAAUACACUGACAGAACAGAUGAUAGGCCAAUGCUAUGAAUGUCAAGUCACCACUAAACAGCACAGGCAGGAACCAAUCAAAAUGACCACAAUACCAGACAAACCUUGGGAUGUAAUCGCAGUAGACUCUGGAGGUCCAUAUCCAGAUGGCCACUACAACCUAGUUGCUGUAGACAAAAGAACGAGGUAUCCAGAGGUAGAGACGACUCAUUCUACUUCCUUCAAGGCAACAAGAACCAAGAUGAAAAAGAUGUUUGCCACCCAUGGGAUACCCAACAGAGUGGAAACAGAUAAUGGACCACCUUUUAAUUCCAAGGAGUUCAAAGAGUUCGCAAAGGAAGAGGGAUUCGAGCAUAAAACGGUCACACCAGACCAUGCCCGAGCAAAUGGAGAAGCAGAAGCUUUCAUGAAGACGCUAAACAAAGUCGAACAGAUCACGCACUUGCAAAAACAAAAUCGGGAAAUAGCAGUGCAUGAAAUGCUCAUGGGUUAUAGAUCUACACCCCAUCCAGCCACACAGGUGACGCCAUACGAAGCUCUGAUGGGAAGGCCAGUGAGAACAAAGUUAGACUAUGUCGAGCCACAGAAGACAACCACAGACAGAGACACAAGGGUAAAUGAAAGAGACAAACAGUACAAAGAAAGGUUGAAACAGCAAAAGGAAAACAGAAACACAAAAUCACACAACCUAGUGCUUGGAGACUUUGUCCUACUCAAACAACAAAAGAGAAACAAAUGGACAACAGCAUUUGAACCAGCAUUCUAUGUGGUAUACAGAAUUGAUGGAUCUUCUGUAGCUGCCAGACGAAUAACUGAUGGUCGAGAGGUAUACAGAGAUGGCAGCCAAUUCAAAUUGGUAAAUUCUGUGAUGCAAAACCAGGAUCAAACAAUUACCAAUGACACAGAUGCCUGGAGAGAAAGCUUAUUGCAAGAAACUGUUCCAGACGACAAUCUACCUACACCAGGAGAUGACAUCACACCCAACCAGAGAGGGGACCUACCAAAUGAACAACAACCCAGACCAAAUGCUCCAACCAAACCAACUAUACCAACCCGGGGAGAUGAUCUACCAAUGCCAGAAACCUACCAAACCCCAGGGCGACAACUCAAAGCAGUGGUGUAA
Lytechinus variegatus (green sea urchin) is the source of this 1659-nucleotide messenger RNA. RefSeq lists its product as uncharacterized. The record is from RefSeq and is a predicted model, not a curated record. NCBI's taxonomy places the organism in Eukaryota, Metazoa, Echinodermata, Echinoidea, Temnopleuroida, Toxopneustidae. Gene Ontology annotation, biological process: DNA integration. The transcript has a single exon. The coding region runs from base 1 to 1659 and encodes 552 amino acids. Gene Ontology annotation, molecular function: nucleic acid binding.